AUGUGCUUAAAAGAACGAAAACCUAAAAAUAAUCAUGUGAUGUCGACCUUGAGGAUUAGAUGUAAGCGACAGAAUGACCAGAAAAUUAAUAAAUAUCCUACAUACUUGAAAUUUCGUUCUCUUAUCACUCUCUUUCUCACCCUUUCUCUCUCUUAUUUUCACUUUCACUCGUUUGUCAUACCUUUUCUCUCUCUCCCCUUUCUCUCUUAUAGUUUCUCUUUCAUAUGGUAUCGCUCUCUUUCAUCGCUUUCUCAUCUUCUUUCCCUCAUCCCACAAAUUUUUUCUCUCUCUCUCUUUCAUUCAUCUCCCACAUACUUUUAUCUCUCUCUCACACACACACACAUUUCUUUUCUCUCUUUUAUUUCCUCUCGUCUCUCUCUCUCUCUCCUAUAUAUAUAUUUCGCUUUCGUCUCUCUCUCUUAUUGUUUCUCUUUCAUAUCGUAUCUCUCUCUUUCAUCGCUUUUCUUUCUCAUCUUUCUCUUAACCCACAAAUUUCUCUCUCUCUCUCUCUCUCUCUCUCUGUGUGUCUUUCACUCAUCUUCCACCUUGUUUUCUUUUUUUUCUACCUCUUUUUCUUUCCUCUCCUUUCUCUCCCAUAUAUUUUUCGCUUUCAUCUCUCUCCCUCCGAUCUCUUCUGUCUUUCUCACUUUAAGCCUCAAAGUCACAUAUUCUUCUCACUCCUCACUAUUUCCUUCAUGUUCUCUCUCUCACCCCACUUUCUCUUUUUUUUUUUCAGUAAUAUUUCUCUUUCUCUUUUCUGUCUAUUACUUCCAUAACAGGCCUAAUUUCUCUCUCUUGCUUACCACUCUCUCUCCCAAAAUUCCCUCAUUCACCCUCUCAUAUUCACACCAUUCCUCUUUUUCUCUGUCCAUUUCAUUUUCUUUAUAA
Acanthosepion pharaonis is the source of this 888-nucleotide messenger RNA. The record is from the annotation of a GenBank genome assembly. Lineage: Eukaryota; Metazoa; Mollusca; Cephalopoda; Sepiida; Sepiidae.